Sclerotinia trifoliorum is the source of this 4880-nucleotide messenger RNA. The record is from the annotation of a GenBank genome assembly. NCBI's taxonomy places the organism in Eukaryota, Fungi, Ascomycota, Leotiomycetes, Helotiales, Sclerotiniaceae.
AGAGAAUUGGAAGGUGUGAUGAAUGCCGAGGAAUUUGGCUACUUUUUUAUUUAUUUAUUUAAUAUAAUUUAAUUGUUUGUUGCUUUGAUUGCUUUGCUGUUUUUAUUUUAAGCUUUUGAUCGAUAAUUAUCCUCUCCAUCCGAAAGUAUACCCAGAGUAUACAUACAUACUUCAACUUCAACACAAUCAAUACAGCCAAUUCAAUACAGUUACGGUGACAGUAACAUCAGAGCUUCAGAAACUACCUGCCACCCAUAGAAGGAAGAAGAAACCUUGAAACUUUCAUUUGGAUUAUUCGAACUAUUUGGACUUGGACGAUUGGACGGCCAACCAGCUAUCUAGAGUUACACUUUUGCUACUCUCUCCCUACUCUUUUCCGAGCAAUACAGAGUACGAAAUACAAAGUACGAAAGAUAAAUUGAUUUCAGGAGACAAGACAGAAUCGAUCAGCAUACAUUACAUACCUUCAUUACAUACAUCUAACGUUACUUGUUCCCUACUCCGUCCCACCUACUGCUCUCCUAGCGACUUGUUUUCGUUGUCCCUUUUUCGGUUGGGUGAAUUACAAGAAUCUUGGCCCCUCGUUUCUACCACCACUAACCUUGGAACUUCUUUCACCAUGGUUCGAAUCCCAAUCCCCAAACGCCUCAAAACUUACACCAAAUCCGCCUCUCGAACUCCCAGCCCAACUGCAAACUCCAACAACUCCAACAACAACAACAACUCCAACAACUCCAACAAUAACCAUAAUAAUAACAAUAUGAAGAAUAAAACUACCGGAAGAGAUUCAAGUCCGGAUGGGAAUGGUGCCAAAGCCAAUGGUUUGAUAUUGAAAGUUGAGGUUCUUAAGGUAUGGAUGGAUGAUUGGGAGUCCACUUUUUGUUUUCCAGUUCAUGCGAGCUGGGAAUGAACUCUCCAGAUCUUCAAAUGUUGAUUCUGAUGAUGUGUUCAAUGAAUGACGAUACAUAUACUGACAAAUUAUUUUUCAAUAGGCUAGAAAUUUGGCUGCAAAGGAUAAGAGCGGGACCUCUGAUCCUGUGAGUACAUAUCUGUUGUUUACGAGCUGAAGAGCAUGCAAGCUGACAUGCAGAUUGUAGUAUCUCGUACUCACACUCGGAGACGCAAAGAGCACGACCCAUACGAUACAGAAAACUUUGAAUCCAGAAUGGAAUGUGAUUUUACAAUUACCGAUUACUGGCCCAAACUCUCUACUUCUUGAUUGCGUUUGUUGGGAUAAGGAUAGAUUUGGGAAGGAUUACCUGGGCGAAUUCGACCUUGCACUAGAAGAUAUAUUCUCCAACGAUUGUCACGAACAAAAUCCAGCAUGGUACCCUCUGCGGAGCAAAAGACCUGGUGGAAAGAAGGAUAGUAAUGUUUCCGGCGAUGUCAUGCUUCAAUUCACUUUAUGCGAUGUCACGAAUCAUGCUGCAACAUCUGCCCAGAUUCUAGAGAAAUUCAGGAGUUUGGUGGGAGUGGAGAGUCCCGGCAUGGUGACACCUUUACCAGAACCAGACCCAGGCACCCCCGGCACGGAAAUAACAGAGGAUGAUUAUUUUGAUGAGGGCACCGAGCCUAGUGACGAAACCGAUGAUCCGUCCAAACCAGAGAAUGUCGAGAAACGACGAAAGAGAUUGCGACUUAGGGGAUUAAGGAAGAAGAAACACUUAAAUGCAUAUGAGUUCUCUGGUGAAAGCGAUGUUGUUGGAAUUGUUUUCUUGGAAAUCGGCAAGGUUACAGACCUUCCUCCGGAACGAAAUGUGACAAGAACAUCAUUCGAUAUGGAUCCUUUCGUCGUUGCAUCUUUGGGAAAGAAAACAUACAGAACAAGGGUUAUUCGGCAUAAUUUGAAUCCAGUCUUCAAUGAGAAGAUGAUCUUCCAGGUUCUCAGGCAUGAGCAAACAUAUUCUCUUGCGUUCACAGUUAUCGAUAGAGAUAAGUUAUCUGGAAAUGACUUUAUUGCUUCGGCCGUUUUACCAGUUAAGGAUAUUACCGACACUGCUCCAGAAGCUGAUCCAGAAACCGGUCUUUACGCCGUGAGAGAUCCUCCUGUUGUGAGUAAUUUGGCGGCACAACAACCUCACGCCAAAGGUUCCCGUUUUAAAUUGCCAAUGUCGAGAUCUACAUCCUCACAAAGUCUAAAUAAGUUGGGACGUCCAAUUUUGAAGAAGGAAACUUCAAAUCAGAGUACAAGUAAUGGAGCUGUGUCCGGUAAAAAUACGCCCACUCUCGCUCCUACUAGUGCUCCACCGAUCAACCCAGCAGGCCUUUCUCCUAGUGAUGCUAUAUUACCGCCUCCAGUUGUUGAUGCAGAAGAAUCAUGCGAGCAAUCUGGAGAUCCUGAUUUACAUUCAUUCGAGGUUCCUCUAAAACUCAAAAAUGCCGAAAAGUGGGAAGAGAAACAUAGUCCAGUCUUGUAUAUCAACGCUAAAUAUGCACCUUACCCAGCUUUACGCCAGCAAUUCUGGAGAGCCAUGCUCAAACAAUACGAUAGUGACGAGAGUGGGUCUAUCAGUAAGGUGGAGCUCACGACUAUGUUGGAUACCCUCGGCUCGACUUUGAAAGAGUCCACUAUUGAUGGAUUCUUCAAGCGCUUCCAGUCGCCAAAUGCUGAUGGGCAGUGGUCAGAGUUGACCGUUGAUCAAGCUGUUAUCUGUUUAGAGGAUCAAUUACAGCAAAAGCAGUCGCCGAAGGAGAGUCACCUCGUGGAUAAGAUGAAGAAUUUGAUGCCCGAUACUCCACCAGUCAAACCGGCUACGUCUAAUCCAUCAGAAGCUACAUUAAAUCAAUCCCAAUCCGAGUACUCUGAUACUCAAUUCCCAUCAACAAAUUCCGUCGAUCAGUUGGGCACUCCUGGUGAAGAGGGAGAAAUGUUAGACUCAGAUGAUCUCAAUAAUGAGUCUGAGGAGCACGUGGUUGAGAUUAGAGAAUGCCCAAUUUGUCAUCAACCUCGUCUUGAUAAACGUUCUGAUGCUGAUAUCAUUACUCAUAUUGCUACCUGUGCUAGUCAAGAUUGGCGUCAAGUCGAUAAUCUUGUCAUGGCUGGAUUCGUCACAUCUAGUCAAGCUCAGCGUAAAUGGUAUUCUAAGGUCAUCACAAAGAUCUCGUAUGGUGGUUACAAACUUGGUGCGAACUCCGCCAAUAUUCUCGUACAAGAUCGUAUCACUGGACAAAUUAAUGAAGAGAGAAUGAGUGUUUACGUUCGUUUGGGAAUUAGACUGCUAUAUAAAGGAUUAAAAUCUAAAGAGAUGGAAAAGAAGAGAAGUAUGCUUGGAAUUUAUUAUAUAUUUAGUGAGAAGCCUAGUAGAACAAUUGCUAAUUUAAAUCCAGUUCGCAAGCUUCUUAAAGGCUUGAGUAUCAAACAGGGUAUCAAGUAUGAUGAUCCUGCUUCAGCAGCGGAAAUUCAAAAGUUCAUCAAUUUCCAUCGACUGGAUAUGAGUGAAGUUUUGCUUCCAUUGGAGCAAUUUAAGACUUUUAAUGAAUUCUUUUAUCGUCAACUCAAGCCAGGUGCACGACCAUGUUCAGCACCAGAUAAUCCUCGUAUCAUUGUUUCACCUGCCGAUUGUAGAUCAGUUGUCUUCAAUAGAAUGGAUGAAGCUACCAAGAUUUGGGUUAAAGGUCGCGAAUUUUCCAUUGAUAGACUUCUCGGUAAUGCAUAUCCAGAGGAUGCAAAACGAUACACAAAUGGUUCUUUGGGUGUCUUUCGUCUUGCUCCACAAGAUUAUCAUCGGUUCCAUAUUCCAGUUGAUGGUAUUAUGGGUACUCCAAAAACCAUUGAAGGAGAAUAUUAUACUGUCAAUCCGAUGGCUAUUCGAUCUGCACUUGAUGUGUAUGGAGAGAAUGUUCGUGUUGUCAUUCCUAUUGAUUCUUUAGAACAUGGGAGAGUCAUGGUUAUUUGUGUAGGUGCCAUGAUGGUUGGAAGUACAGUUAUCACCCGUAAAGCAGGUGAAAAUGUUAAACGUGCUGAAGAACUCGGAUACUUCAAAUUUGGUGGUAGUACUAUUCUACUCUUGUUUGAAGAAGUUGCUAUGAGAUAUGAUGAUGAUUUGGUGGGGAAUUCUAGUCAAGCAUUGGAGACUUUGGUAAGUUACAAUAUGUUCUUGCGGAAAUUUAGAGGUGAAUACUAAUGGUUGAUAAAUAGAUUCGUGUUGGUAUGUCAAUUGGUCAUCAUCCAACUCAAGGUCAACAUACACCAGAUAUGCGUAAGAAUGAAGAAGAUAUUACGGAAUCUGAAAAGGCAGAGGCAAAGAGGAGAAUUGAGGGUAGUAUUUCAACUCAAGGUGGACAUAUACCGGGGAUACCACCGAAAAGUAGUUUAGCAGGGUAGAUUGAGGCUGGAAAGGGGUGAAAGUGAUGAACUGGGCGUGAUAGAAGUGAAAGAGAAGUGAAAGAGAAGUGAAAGAGAAGUGAAAGAGAAGCGCGGGGCAGUGAGGUGCGGAAAUGAAAUGAAAUAUUUAUUAAAUUCGACAUUGAAGUGCUCAGUCGAGUUUAGAAUUUCGUAAAGAUGGCGUUUCUUGAUAUUGCUGGACUUUGUCAGGCUAACGGUGGAGGAUUGAUUUGCAUGGAAUGUUAGAUAUAAAUGCUUGGAUGGUUUUGGUGGGGAAGCUGGGCUGAACUGAGCUGAGCUGGUCUGGUCUGGGUUGUGCUGACUGGGCUGGAAUAUCAUAUAGAUGAUUAUGUGGGAUGAGGUUGGGAUGGGGAUAGGAUAGGGUGGGAUGGAUGGAUGGAAUACGGAUGGAUUGGGUGGGAAUAGGAUGGGAGUAUCAAAAUAUAAGAUUAUAAUCGCUGCGAUGUUUUAUAGGAAUAGGAUAUACAUGGUGGGUGGGAGGGAAGGAGAGAUGGGGGGAGGCAGGAAGGAAUUGAGGGAGGGAGGGAAUGAAAGG